This is a messenger RNA of Conger conger (European conger), 3849 nucleotides long. Its product is annotated as nuclear receptor subfamily 1 group D member 1-like. The transcript is spliced from 8 exons. Gene Ontology annotation, molecular function: RNA polymerase II cis-regulatory region sequence-specific DNA binding; zinc ion binding; nuclear receptor activity. Gene Ontology annotation, biological process: hormone-mediated signaling pathway; positive regulation of transcription by RNA polymerase II; negative regulation of transcription by RNA polymerase II. Lineage: Eukaryota; Metazoa; Chordata; Actinopteri; Anguilliformes; Congridae. The coding region runs from base 729 to 2483 and encodes 584 amino acids. The record is from RefSeq and is a predicted model, not a curated record.
CUCAACGAACGCAUACCUAUGUCUAAUCAGUACAACUGGCUCGCCUCCACGCUUCAGCUCCGCCAAUGAAAACGUGAGAACGAAUAAAAGAGGGGAGAAGGGGGAGUGCACAAGAUGCAUUGAGAGAUAGAUAGAGAGAAAGAGAGAGAGAUAGAGAGACAUAGAGAGAGAGAGGAUUACCCCACAUACAAAAACAAUAACAAGGGAGGUUGAAGAGGAAAAAAAAGCUAGUCACAUUUUACUGACACCUGAAAACGUGGUCGGUGGGGGUGUCGUGUGUGUAUUAGUGGGUGUGUAGAGCUUGUUUGACAGUUCUCCCUGGAAGGCGCUUAUGACUGUACACGGGCACUAGGCUGAAUUCUUGGAAUUUGUGCAAAGGCUCUCUAGUUGUCGGACACUCGCUCACACAACACUUUAAGCAAGCCAAGCAACUGUUAAAGGAAAGCUAAGGAGGACAGACCUUGUCGCUUCAACGUGCCUGAGAUACAUUUUGCAUCCAGGCUAUAUUUUGUUCAUAUUUUAUAUAUUUUUUAGUUUUUGCCGGGUUGACACAACCCCCUAAUGCCAUAUGCACAGUUAAUUGUAUCAGUUAUUUCGGGAAGACGCUUUAUGAACGGAAACUUCAUGACUCUUUCACCUAUUUCAACACGACUGCUCUUUAUUGCUAAACAGAGACCAACGACUUCAAUACAUUUAUAAUUCAUUCGAAGCAACCAGAACAAAUAACGAUGGAUAACAGUCCAGGGAGUGUGAUUCUCUAUGCGGGGUCCUCUGGCAGUGCCAGCCCCAGUCCUGGCAGCCCCUCCAGCGGGUACCAGACCCAGUCACCCUCUUCCCACUCCCAGCCCUCGUCUCCGGAGGACGUCUCCUUCACCGAGAUCGGAGCCCUGAAGCAGAGAGGGGGCAGGGGCACCCCUCCCUCACCCAAACUGGUCUUCCAGUUCCCUGAGGUCACCACCACCCCCGCCCCUGCCCCCUCUUCAGCCCCUGCCCAGCACACCUACUCCCACCCCAUGGUGGGGAAGAGGCCCUGUGGGUUUACCGGAACUUUCUCCAAGACGGGAGGAAUGGUACUUCUGUGCAAAGUGUGUGGGGACAUCGCGUCAGGCUUCCACUACGGAGUCCACGCCUGUGAGGGCUGCAAGGGCUUCUUCCGCCGCAGCAUCCAGCAGAACAUCCACUACAAGAUGUGCGUGAAGAACGAGCACUGCCUGAUCAUGCGCAUGAACCGCAACCGCUGCCAGCACUGCCGCUUCAGGAAGUGCCUCUCCGUGGGCAUGUCCCGAGACGCUGUGCGUUUCGGACGCAUCCCUAAACGCGAGAAGCAGCGGCUCCUGGACGAAAUGCAGAGCUACAUGAACAGCCUCAACGAAUCGGCCACAAUGGACAUAGACUCCUCACCCCCGCCUGCGACCCCUCCCAGUCCGCAGGACAACCAGUCGGAUGAAGCCAUCGGCACCAUCUCCCAGGCCUACCGCGACAUCUUUGUGAGCAGCCAGGACAGACUGGACAAGAAAGGCAGCAACAACAGCAGCAACAACAACAACAAGAAUAACAACAACCCUGCCUCAUUUCAGAGCGUUCCCUCUCCCAGCUACCCCCAUCCUCACCCCCAAGCCUUCCCCGCCCAGGGGUACAGCUCGUACCCCACGACUGGGUACCAGGCCACUUCCCGCUGCCCAGUCGCCCCACGUGACAACAGCCCCACCUUCGCCUUUGUGGACAAUGGCCGCAUCAGCUACCCUACUUCGUCCAAUCAGAGGCAGUCUCAACUCAACACGACAGCGCCCCCUCAGUCCUGCCCUGUCAACUACAACAGCUAUUCCAACAGUGAGACCCAAACUCAAUCUUCCUGUCCCUGGAGGAUGAGCCAAGGCACUAAAGUUCUGGCCUGCCCCCUGAACGCGUGCCCUGUGUCGGCUGUGGGACGCUCCAGCCAGCAGGUGUGGGAGUCUUUCUCACAGUGCUUCACGCCGGCGGUGCGCGAGGUGGUGGAGUUCGCCAAGAGCAUCCCGGGCUUCCAGAGCUUGAGCCAGCAGGACCAGGUCAUGCUGCUCAAAGCCGGCACCUUCCAGGUUCUGAUGGUCCGCUUCUGCUCACUAUUCAACCCGAAGGAGCGGACGGUGACCUUCCUGAACGGGCAGACGUACCCGCUGUCGGUCCUCCAUGCCCUGGGGAUGGGCUCGCUGCUGGAUAACAUGUUUGAUUUCAGCGAGAAGCUGGCAGCCCUGGGUCUGGAGGCUGACGAGAUGGCACUCUUCAUGGCCGUGGUGCUGGUGUCUGCAGACCGCACCGGCAUCGUGGACGUGGGGGCGGUGGAGCAGCUGCAGGAGAGCCUGAUCCGCGCCCUGCGCGCCCUCAUCACGCGCCGUCGCCCAGACGACGGGGCGCUCUUCCCCAAGCUGCUGCUGCGCCUGCCGGACCUCCGCACCCUCAACAACCUCCACUCCGACAAGCUGCUGGCCUUCCGCAUCGACCCCUGAGCCCCCUCCACCGGGCCUGGGCCCGGGACAGAAGACCUCCCCGCAGCAGACUUCAGUCGUGAGAAAAUAAGAACCGCAUUGGCCAUGGCGAACAUCUCCCAGGACACAUUAAAAAAUGUAUGUGUGGAGAUGGACUCUUCUAGAAGUGCUGGACCACCAACAUCUAUGUAUGACCGUAUGACCCCUGGUUUUAUUAUGAUGAUUUCUUUUGUAUGAAAAGACACAUCGUACUGUACCUGCCCGGGGACGUCAUCACAUCCUCCCGCACCGGUCGCCUUGUCCCAGCCUCCCCUGGAGAAUUGGGAGGGGCUGCACUUUCGCCAUACCCCCUUUUCACGACUUUCAGCCCUGCUGCGCUGACCUUCUGAAGACCAAAUACUUACCUCUCACCAGUCUGAUUCUCCCAGUCGCCCUUACUAUAUCCUGACCCAACCACUGCCUCGAAGAGGAGCGCAUUCACUCUAAACAAACUUUAAUUAUGUGUACGCGUAAGAGAAAGGGAAUCUGUACACUGUAUAUUUUAUUAUACAAAUGUGUAUUCAUGUGUGUACAUAAUGUACAAUGUACACACAAACAUAAAUAUAUAUAUAUUUUACUCAUUACCUUGAGUGGGAGGUUGCCAUUUUAAUACAUCAGUAGCCAUUUGUAUGGCCCUCUAUAGGGGAAUAGAUUGGCAACACUAUGUUAGACUGCACAUUGCACAUGCACUAUAUUAAUCACUUUCGUUCCUUUAGGCUAUUGGGUCUAAAAAGAUGGGAAAUGCAGUUUUGAAUUUGGUCGUUGGGAAAUGAAGAUUCUUUAAAAAAGAGAAAGUAAUUAAUGUACAUUUAAUUAUGGAAAAUGGAUCUUCGUAAUUCCUCCAUUUGGGCAACAUCUGGGAUCGGAAUGUCAACACCACCAGCACAUUAACACCUACAUUACGUGGGCUGUGUAAAUACUUUUUUUUUUUUUUUGUAAAUACUGUUAUGAUUCUGUAUUCAAAUAUGUUCUGGUUGGUGAUUUUUCCAUGCCAGAUCAGAACCAUGAGAGAGAGUGAUUCUGGGGUCCUUACAUGAGAAUGUGAGAGUGUGGGGGGAGGGAAAGGAAGAGCCGAGGCUAACUAGUAUCCCUGGUGGAUGGAUGGACCUUGGCAAUGGAGUCAAAUAAAUGCACACAAACAGCAGCAACAAAACCUUCUAAUGGCACUGACUUUUCCGUACAAUCAAUGGAAUUUCCUGGUGAAGAAAUGAAAAUAUGUCUUGCUUGACUGUAAUUUGUUCAUAACUGUGGUCGCGAUGAUUGAUCGCACCCUCCACCCCAUGUAUAUUUUGUAAAUGUUUCCUCUUUAUCUUCCAUAGAAUCAAUAUAAAUGAUAUUAUAUACUGUU